Molecule: messenger RNA, 829 nt
Organism: Aphanomyces invadans
Lineage: Eukaryota; Oomycota; Saprolegniomycetes; Saprolegniales; Verrucalvaceae
Exons: 6
Coding region: 24-794 (256 amino acids)
Biological process (GO): negative regulation of DNA-templated transcription
Cellular component (GO): nucleus
Molecular function (GO): transcription corepressor activity
Source: RefSeq, a predicted model, not a curated record
CGUCGGGAACGGAAACGGGUGCCAUGGGCGGCGGUCUCAAGUUCCUCAACCUCAAGGGAUGGCAUCCGUCGAACAAGCAGAACCAGAAGAAGAUUUGGAUCGCGGAGCAAAAGCACAAGGCUAAAGAAGAGUCCGAGAAGGAUGCUGCACGAGAAGUGCACAAGGACAACGAACUGCUCCGGUUUCAACAGAUAGCCGCAACAAAAGGAGACGCCGAUGCCGAAAGACGAAUUCACUCUCAGAAAGUAUCGUUUCUUUAUCAACCGCCGCCUGGCCUCAAGAAAGUCGACGACAAGCACGGUGACGACGGCGAGCUGGAGAACGAAGACGACGCCGUCAAAGCGUUCCGCCUCAAAAUGGAAAAGAGAAAUGCCGGUCGGGACCACCAGUCCUACCAACGCCCUCUUGAAAAGCUGACCGGGCGGCGCGCGAACGACCCUGUGACGAUCAAAGACCAAGUUGAACGUUUCCCCAUGCUGAAAGACGCCCCUGUCGAGGGAGAGUAUACCCAGAACAUCAAAGUCAACUUUCAGCCCGUGGGCAUGAAGCUGCGCAACGUCCGGUGCGCACGGUGUCAAGUGUGGGGCCACCAAAGCGGCGACCGAGAGUGCGAAAUGCGAGAUCAGAACCCCAAUGACGCAUUUCGCCAAAACAUCGAAGACCCCAUGUCAUAUAUCAACCAGAUACGAAAGGGCGACUUGUCGUUGAAACAGACCGCGCUUCCCCUGGAAAUGCAAUCCCGCGAUGCCGGAGAGUACGACAUGCUUCCGUCCGAGGAAGGUAUGUCAUCGUGACAGAUUCAUGCACUGGCAGGCGCGACACGUGACUA